Molecule: messenger RNA, 1665 nt
Organism: Pelecanus crispus (Dalmatian pelican)
Lineage: Eukaryota; Metazoa; Chordata; Aves; Pelecaniformes; Pelecanidae
Product: solute carrier family 22 member 2
Biological process (GO): transmembrane transport
Cellular component (GO): membrane
Molecular function (GO): transmembrane transporter activity
Source: RefSeq, a predicted model, not a curated record
AUGCCAACCCUUGAUGACAUUUUGGAGAAUGUUGGAGAAUUUGACAGGUUCCAGAAGCAAACCUUCUUUGUCCUGUGUUUGCUUUCUGCUGCCUUCAGCCCAGUGUAUGUGGGUGUUGUCUUCUUUGGUUUCAUCCCCGAGCAUCGCUGCUUCAGUCCUGGGGUGGCUGAGCUGAGCCAGCGGUGUGGCUGGAGCCUGGAGGAGCAGCUGAAUCACACAGUUCCUGAGUGGGGUGGCCGCGGGGAGAGUUUUGGAAGCCGCUGCAGGAGGUACGAGGUGGACUGGAACACAACAGGCAUCAGCUGCACCGAUCCCCUCGGCAGCCUCAUGGGCAACCGAAGCACCGUCCCCCUUGGUCCCUGCCGGGACGGCUGGGUCUACGACUCCCCAGGGACAUCUCUUGUGACUGAGUUUAACCUGGUGUGUGAGGACUCCUGGAAGCUGGACCUCUUUCAGUCUGCUGUGAAUGCUGGGUUUUUUAUUGGCUCCAUAAACAUUGGCUACAUAGCAGACAGGUUUGGCCGUAAAUUUUGCCUCUUAAGUACAAUUCUUGUGAACAUUGUCUGUGGAAUCCUUCUGGUCUUCGUGCCCACUUACCUGUGGAUAGUCAUCCUCCGGUUCUUGCAAGGGCUGGUCAGCAAGGGCUACUGGACUGCAGGCUACAUCCUGGUGACGGAAGUCGUUGGUCCGAAGUACCGGAGGACGGUGGGCAUCCUCUACCAGAUGGCCUUCUCUGUUGGGCUCCUGGUGUUUGAUGGGAUUGCUUAUGCCAUCCCUCACUGGCGGCGGCUGCAGCUCACCGUCACCCUGCCAAGCUGCUUCUUCCUGCUCUAUUACUGGUGCCUCCCAGAGUCUCCCAGGUGGCUGAUCUCUCAAGGAAAAAAUGACAAAGCUAUGAAAAUUGUCAGUGAUAUGGCUAAAAAAAAUCGGAAAAAGAUGCCUUCCCAUUUUGAGGAUACUAAAUUUGAAGAGGAAGAUGGCAGAAAGCAGAGUCCUUCACUCAUCGACCUUGUCAGGACACCACAGAUGAGAAAAAACACAUUCAUUUUGAUGUACAACUGGUUCACGAGCUCCAUCCUCUACCAGGGGCUCAUCAUGCACAUGGGAAUGGCCUCCGGGAACAUGUAUCUGGAUUUCCUCUAUUCUGCGCUUGUUGAGUUCCCAGCCGCCUUCAUCAUCAUUGUCACCAUCGACUGCGUUGGGCGGCGCUACCCCUGGGCUGUGGCAAACCUGGUGGCAGGUGCUGCCUGCCUUGUCACAGCCCUGAUCCCAGAGGACAUACAUUGGCUAAAACUGAUUGCUGCAUGCAUUGGGAGACUGGGAAUCACAAUGUCUUUUGAAAUGGUUUGCUUUGUAAACACCGAACUGUAUCCAACAUACAUCAGGAACCUUGGGGUGAUGGUCUGCUCCUCCUUGUGUGAUGUUGGUGGAGUCAUCGUCCCAUUCAUUGUCUACAGAUUGGUGGAAGUCUGGCAUGAUCUGCCACUAAUAGUCUUCACUGUUCUUGGUUUGCUUGCGGGUGGAUUGGUGUUGCUUCUACCUGAAACUAAAGGAAGAGUUUUGCCUGAGACUGUUGAAGAUGUUGAAAACUUUCAUGGGCGAAGUGCUCCAAAGGCCAAAAAGAUCUAUCUCAAUGUCCAAACGUCAGAAGUAGCACAUGACUGA